Molecule: messenger RNA, 2536 nt
Organism: Pogona vitticeps (central bearded dragon)
Lineage: Eukaryota; Metazoa; Chordata; Lepidosauria; Squamata; Agamidae
Source: RefSeq, a predicted model, not a curated record
GGUAUGAGCGGCGCACUCCUCCGACCCGGAAGUCCCUCCGCUGGAGUUUCUCUGAGAGAGACGCGGGUUGUGAACACCGGCUCUCUCUGUGUGUGUAGUGUAGGUGUUUGUGUGUAGUGUUUGUGUGUGCGUUCGUCUCCUGGGCGCCUGUUUUCCCGACGGUUCUGUUCCGGGGGGAGCCCAGCAGCCACCAUGGGCAAAAGGCAGCACCAGAAGGACAAAAUGUACAUAACAUGUACAGAAUAUACGCAUUUUUACGGAGGAAAGAAAGCAGAAAUUCCACAGUCCAACUUCAGGCGCCUGCCUUUUGAUCACUGCAGCUUAUCUUUGCAGCCAUUUGAAUAUCCUGUUUGCACACCCGAUGGAAUCAUCUUUGACUUGCUGAAUAUUGUUCCGUGGCUAAAGAAGUAUGGAACAAAUCCAAUCACGGGAGAGAAGCUGGAUGCGAAAUCUCUCAUCAAGUUGAAUUUUGCUAAAAACAGCGAUGGAAAAUACCACUGUCCCGUGCUCUUCACGGUCUUCACCAACAAUUCCCACAUGGUGGCCAUCAAGACAACUGGAAAUGUGUUUGCUUAUGAGGCAGUGGAACAGUUGAACAUCAAAGCAAAAAGUUACAAGGAUCUGUUAACGGAUGAACCCUUCACUAGGCAAGAUAUUAUUACGCUGCAGGAUCCAACCCACUUGGACAAAUUUAAUGUGUCCAGCUUUUUCCACGUGAAGAACAACUUAAAAGUGACGGAUCCAGAUGAGGAGAAAGCCAGAUCAGACCCGUCCUACUACCUGAAGAAUGCAAACACCGAGACCCGAGAAACGCUGUCCGAACUUUAUAAAGAAUUCAAAGGGGAUGAACUCCUGGCAUCAACCAUGAGGGGCCCGGAGAAGAAGAAAGUGGAUAAGUUGAAUGCAGCUCACUAUUCCACAGGCAGAGUGAGUGCCUCCUUCACAUCCACUGCCAUGGCACCGGAAACAACACACGAAGCAGCUGCUAUUGAUGACGAUGUGGUGCGAUAUCAGUAUGUGAAAAAGAAAGGCUACAUCCGGCUGCAUACCAACAAAGGCGACCUCAAUCUGGAGUUACACUGUGACAUGACCCCUAAAACCUGUGAAAACUUCAUUAAGCUAUGCAAAAAAAAUUACUACGAUGGGACCAUUUUUCACAGAUCAAUUCGCAAUUUUGUGAUUCAAGGGGGUGAUCCGACUGGAACGGGAACAGGAGGAGAAUCCCACUGGGGGAAGCCGUUUAAAGACGAGUUCCGGCCCAACCUGUCCCACACCGGACGUGGCGUCCUCAGCAUGGCCAACACUGGGCCAAACAGCAACAAGUCCCAGUUUUUCAUCACAUUCCGUUCCUGCGCCUACCUGGACAAGAAGCACACUGUAUUUGGAAGGGUGGUCGGUGGCUUUGAGACUCUGACGGCAAUGGAGAAUGUGGAGAGCGACCCAAAAACGGACCGUCCAAAGGAGGAAAUCAAAAUCAACUCAACAACUGUUUUCGUUGAUCCGUACGAAGAAGCAGAUGCUCAGGUUGCCAAAGAGAGAGAGAAGGCUCAUCAAGAGGAAGAGGCAGCAAAGGGGGAAAUCAAAGCCGUGGUCCCAAAGAAGGAACCUCACACUCCAAAAACAUACCGCAAGGGAGUUGGGAAAUACAUUAAUAUAGCGGCAGCCAAGCGGAUGCCGGAUGACGACGGACCAUCCACCAGCGUAGCUGCAAAGAAAGAGAAGAAAAGCACCGGCUUUGGGGACUUCAGCUCCUGGUAGCCAAUUCUGGGCCACCCAACUGCUAUACAAGCCCAGCCUGGACUUCAUAGAGACUGCAAAGAGGCAGGGUUCGGAAGUUGCUUCUUACCCAAGGAUGACGGAUGCAGACCAAUUAUUUGAACAUAAGCGUUUGCUUAAACAGAUUAAUGAGUGGGUCUUAAAGAGAUUAAUAAGUGAAAAUAGGAUUCAUGCAGUCCUGUUCCAGACUCAAAAUGUCCGGAGGAGAUGGUGCAGGAGGCAUCAGUGGCCUUUCCUAGUUUCCUGGGUAUUUUUUUCCUGAAUUAUCCUGCUCCUGCCAAGAAGCCUCCAUCCGUCAACCCAUCCUCCCUGUAGCAUCGUCCGAUGCAAGCUGGUCCCUCUGGCUAAACAGCUUCGUGAGCAUCGCUUCACAUCUCUGCCACUGACGCUUCUGGACACAGAGGGACAGAUUCCAAACUCUGCCGCCUGGUGAGAGGUCAGUGAAGGGGAGCAAAACGGCAGCUCUUGGCCGGAGUUGCACAUGGCAAGAUGGCCUGUCCUCACAGCCCCGCUGGUAAUCACAACAACUGUUCCAUCAGGAUUGAAGCUAUCUAGGAGAAAGACUGAAUUUACCUGGUUCCAUUACACUCGCCAUGACACAGUUUGAAUUGUUUGCAAUAGUUUCCCUCUCAUGGACAGAGUGGUCAUUGCUUGAAUAUAACUUUUAAAAUAUAUUGCAAUAUGAAAAAAAGAACUCCCCUUGAUACAAAAGUACAGCAGGAUUUCUGUAAAAUAUUUUUCAUUGAAGGUUUAAAUUUUC